GCCCACCUUCCUCCCACGUUGCGCAUGCCCAGUGUGCCCUGCUGCUUUGCUUUGCUUUCGAGCAUCUCAACCUCUGUGACCAGGUAAGGGCAUUCUGGAAGAUGAGCUUUGGUGAGCCGGUUCAAACAGAACUCUGGGGGUCCCAAGAGCUUUCGGAUAUGCAAAAGAAGAAGGAGUGAUUGGUCUCGACUUAAGCAUAUCCCUCCCACCCGCCACGGUCAAGAACCAGGGUGCACAACGCAAUCAUCUCCACUGGAGGGGCGCUAAUGAAGACAGGAUGACAGGCGAUGAAAAGAACUACAACUCCCAGUAUGCAGCGCGCAACGCGGUUCCGGGAGAGGCCGGCUGUGCACUCAAGCCUGGUCUCCGUCCAGAAUCUGGACCGACAGCUGCGGGCUGACAAGGUGAGCAGCUGGCACAGGAUGUGAGUGAGCACUGAGGUGUGAUCCGGAGACCUGGGGAUGCCUGGAACUUAGGGCUCUGAGAGUCAGCUCGCCGGCCCCGGUGGACAUCUAGAGUCCUAUCGCCGGUGUUCCCAUUGGACCACACAUCCGGACGUGACGCAACCGCGAAGGAGGAAGGGAGAGGCGGAGCGUCGCGGUGACGUCCUCCCAAGAUGGCGGUGAGAGAGUGAAGAAACUGUUUCCCUUGGGCGGCUACGGAUCGAGUGAAACCCCAUUCUGCUAUCAAAAUGCAGUAUUCACACCACUGUGAGCACCUUUUAGAGAGACUGAAUAAGCAACGGGAAGCGGGAUUUCUUUGUGACUGUACCAUAGUGAUUGGAGAAUUCCAGUUUAAGGCGCAUAGGAAUGUGCUUGCCUCCUUUAGUGAGUAUUUUGGCGCGAUCUACAGAAGCACUUCUGAGAACAAUGUUUUUCUUGAUCAGAGUCAGGUGAAGGCUGACGGAUUUCAGAAACUGUUGGAGUUUAUAUAUACAGGAACUUUAAAUCUUGACAGAUGCACACAUGUGUCCUGCAUGCAUGUGGAGUUCAGAGACCAGUUUGGGAGACUCGCUUCUCUCUUCACCUUGUUGAGUUGGAAUGUUAAAGAAAUCCAUCAGGCCGCUGACUAUCUCAAAGUAGAAGAGGUAGUAACUAAAUGUAAAAUAAAGAUGGAGGAUUUCGCUUUCAUUGCUAGUCCCUCUUCUACAGAAAUCUCUAGUAUUACUGGAAACAUCGAAUUGAAUCAGCAGACCUGCCUUCUUACUCUGCGAGAUUAUAACAAUCGCGAGAAAUCAGCAGUCUCCACAGACUCCAUUCAGGCAAGCCCUAAACAGCGGGCAUUGACAAAGAAGUCGUCUCAAAGUAAAAAGAAGAAAAAGGCUCUCAAUUCCCAGAAACCAGGGCAGAAUAAAGUGGUGCAAUACCCCAGUGAUGUUUUAGAGAGCGCAUCUGUUGAAUUAUUCCUAGAUACGAGUAAGUUGUCCUCACCUGUAGUAGAGCAAGUCAUUCAAGGAAAUGACAACUCAGAACUUGAGUUGACCUCAGUUGUGGAAAAUACUUUUCCAGCACAAGAUAUUGUGCAAACUGUUACAGUCAAACGGAAACGUCGAAAAUCACAGUCACAUUGUGCCCUGAAAGAACACUCCAUGUCUAACAUAGCCAGUAUAAAGAGUCCGUAUGAGUUGGAGAACGCAGGGGAAGAACUGGAUCCAAGGUAUUCCAAGGCCAAGCCAAUGUGUAACACGUGUGGAAAGGCAUUUUCCGAAGCCAGCAGCCUGCGAAGGCACAUGAGAAUACACAAAGGGGUCAAGCCCUACGUCUGCCACUUGUGCGGAAAGGCGUUUACCCAGUGCAACCAGCUAAAGACGCACGUGAGGACCCACACAGGGGAAAGGCCAUAUAAAUGUGAACUGUGUGAUAAAGGAUUUGCUCAGAAAUGCCAGCUGGUCUUCCAUAGUCGCAUGCAUCAUGGUGAGGAAAAACCCUAUAAAUGUGAUGUGUGCAAUUUACAGUUUGCAACUUCUAGCAAUCUCAAGAUUCAUGCAAGGAAACACAGUGGAGAAAAGCCAUAUGUUUGUGAUAGAUGUGGGCAGAGAUUUGCCCAGGCCAGCACACUGACCUAUCAUGUCCGCAGGCACACUGGGGAAAAGCCUUAUGUGUGUGACACCUGUGGAAAGGCAUUUGCUGUCUCUAGUUCUCUUAUCACUCAUUCUCGGAAACACACAGGUGAAAAACCAUACAUAUGUGGUAUUUGUGGGAAAAGUUUUAUUUCCUCAGGAGAGCUCAACAAACACUUUCGAUCCCAUACAGGAGAACGACCAUUUAUCUGUGAAUUAUGUGGAAAUUCUUACACAGACAUUAAAAACUUAAAAAAGCAUAAAACAAAGGUCCACUCUGGUACAGAUAAAACUCCAGAUUGCAGUGUAGAUGACCAUGCUGUAAGUGAACAAGACUCCAUACAGAGAAGUCCUUUGUCAGAAACACUAGAUGUGAAGCCUUCUGAUAUGACUCUGCCCUUAGCACUUCCACUUGGAACUGAGGACCACCACAUGCUUCUACCUGUCACGGAUAGUCAGUCUCCUACAUCAGACACACUGCUGAGGUCAUCCGUGAAUGGAUAUUCGGAACCACAGUUGAUUUUUUUACAACAGUUAUAUUGACUUUGAGGACAUGGAGUUGCUAGGGCAUCCUUGGCAGUAAGCAUAAACAUGUCUGGUAAGGUGCAUAUUCAUAUAUACCCCCACUCAUUUGAACUGUGUGACUGUUAGUUUUUACUCACGGAAGUAAAAGCACCCGAUACUGCAUCAGUCAGUGCUUGUUUUGGUUUUUGGCUUUUAUUGUAGACAACCAGCCUGUGAAGGAGCGGCUUCCAGCACACUAGCACUGUUUUGGGUGGGUAGGUUUUAGACACUCUUAAAGCUGCCUUAAUUCCAUCUUCAUUUUGCAUUGUAGACUUGUUUGUUCCUUAGGUAGAAUCUGGCCUGGGAUUUUUUUUGUUGUUGUUCUCUCCUCGGUGUUUAAACAAAGUCUACAGUAAUAUCAACUUCAAAGUGUUUCUGUUUGUAAGCCCUGUGGACCAGUAUGGAACUGUCGGAGGAAUUCAAGUUCAUGUUUAUGUCUAUGAAAAUUUAGAUACUAAGGAAGAAUUGUGCUAUUUAUUAAUAUAUUCCUUUAGAGGUAACUUUUCUAAUGAAGCCAAACGAAGUAUUUCUCUUAAAACCCAGAAAAUGUGUGUAAAUUUUUGUUCAUUUAGAGUGAAUUCAGUAUUCUGGAGAAAACCAGUACUCAGAUCAAUUUUUGUUUGAGUUGAAACUAUAUUUUUUUAAAUAGACAUUUGGUGUUUUUAAGUGGUCAGAAGACAGUUUUGGAAUUUGAUUCAUUUUAUAUUUUAUUAGAUUUGUAGAUUAUUGGAAGUGAAUAUAUAACAAGUUUUGAAAAAUUUUGAUAAGCCUAUCUUGUAUCAGUUAUGCACUUUUUAAAAUAAAUGUUCUAAAAAGAAUUUUCUAGAUAUAAAAUACGUACUAGAAAUCACCUGGCUUCUAAAUUUGAUAUAUUACUUAGAAAAAUCAAGAAACUUGAGUUUAUGCCUAAGGCAACACACAUACACACAACUAGAAUUAAUAUCCUAACUUCAGUUAUAAGCUAUACUUUUGGAUUAUCUGUUUGUUUACCAUUUUAUAUUUGAGUUCUCUAUAAACAUGGGUUUCUCAAUUUUAUAAAUUAAACUGCAACUUUUGGUUGUUAGCUGUAGCUUUAUAGUGGUCCUUUCCAUCCAGGCUGGGUGUAGAGAGCUCAGCAUUGCCCCACCCCCAGGCCUGCUCUCUCUCACUGUUCUGCAUACUAAUUGAUUUCACUUUGCAGGGUAAGUUGCAGUUUCCCAGUCAGUUCCUGUUGCUGUAAGUCCUGGUGACUGUUCCCCAUCUCUGCCAUCAAUUAGUUAGGUCUCACUUGUUUCCAGGACUUCAGCUGCACUGGAGCAGACUCACGGUGUUCACUUACACUGUAUUCUUAUUCUCCGUUUGGGUCCAAAUCACACAACUAAGAAGACAUACUAGAACACUCAGUUGUUACAAACUGCAGGUGUCUUCCCACUUCUUAGAGCUAUAGCAUUUUCACAGAAAAUUACGACCAGUGAGACUGAUUUAACUGGAGCGUAUGAAGUACCACCUUUGUAUAAUAAACUUAUUUUAUUAUUUAGCUAAGAAAUCUGUGUGUGUGUUAACUGAACAUACUGAGUUUGAAUAAAAUUUGUAAGGUAUAAAAUGUUCAGCUAAUCUUUUUUGGUUUAAGAUCAAUAAAAAUUUACUGGAAUAUAA
This is a messenger RNA of Mastomys coucha (southern multimammate mouse), 4258 nucleotides long. RefSeq names its product myoneurin (gene Mynn). Gene Ontology annotation, biological process: regulation of transcription by RNA polymerase II. Gene Ontology annotation, molecular function: RNA polymerase II cis-regulatory region sequence-specific DNA binding; protein binding; DNA-binding transcription factor activity, RNA polymerase II-specific. The record is from RefSeq and is a predicted model, not a curated record. Gene Ontology annotation, cellular component: nucleus. NCBI's taxonomy places the organism in Eukaryota, Metazoa, Chordata, Mammalia, Rodentia, Muridae. The transcript is spliced from 9 exons. The coding region runs from base 692 to 2602 and encodes 636 amino acids.